AUGAGAGCAAAGUUCGUCAUUGUGUCUCUACUUCUUCUCUACCUAAUCGGAUGGUCCUUCGGAGCGUCCUUGAAUCGUCCCUCAGAGGGUGAUAUUGCUGAUGUCGUGGAUGGCGUUGUUGGUGCUUCGCCUAACGGUAAAGUCAAUUUACGUGGUCCUUCUAAGGGUGGUGUUGUUAGAACACCACGCGGGAUCGUUGAUGUGCGAGGUUUGCCUCUAACACCACCACCUCGAAUGGAGAUGGGAUGCAGUUGUAUUUGCGGUCCAGUCAUGGCUGUGGAGUGCAAUAUAUGCGACGUCUGUGACCCCAAUAUGUUCGUUGGGCAGGGAAAUGGGGUGGUAUCGGAGUUCGAACUUAUCAAGCGAACUCUGCCUCAUAUUCCAGUUGAGUAUGCCAAUUGGCUCAUUUACAUGGAUCAAUGGACUGUCAACUUUGUGAUCCGCCAUCAUUACGAUCUCCCCUCUUUGAUUAUCCAUGCUCAAGCAGAUACACUUGCGCACAUCAUCUCCAAUGUGCCCGACUUCUCUGAAAUGCUGGCACAAAUGCAUCCAAAUGUUAUCCUGACCGUUUUCCAACGAAUGCCCUAUCCGUGUAAGUAUUUGCAAGGCAUCCGACGAGAAGCUGCCGAGAUGAUUGUUAACAAGAUGGUAGGACUCAGCCAUUGCCUUCCAACAACAACUACACCUACCUGGACAACCACUACCGCCACCCCCACCCCCACCACCACCACCACCACCACUCCGACUACUUCAACGCCAGCACCUGGAGCAAGAAGCACAACUGCCACUGUGUCAAAGGCGCCUGUUGAUGUUCUCUCGCUGUUCAAAAAAGAGGAGUUAGAUUACAUGACUGCCAAGGUGCCUCGAAUCAAAGCACUUCUCGCAAAGGCUGUUCCAGAAGCAGUACGCAUUUCACGCAUUAUUCAUUCUAACCUCAAGGUGUUGGUCGAUGAUUUGAGUGAAGAUUUCCUCGAAUUUCUCAAUACUCCAGGCUUAGCGAAACUGAAAACCAGCACAAUUCACGCGAUCCUAAAGAUCUUGGGGGAGGACGAUUUGGCUAUUAAUGCUUUGGCCGAUUUAUUCGCUUAG
This is a messenger RNA of Rodentolepis nana, 1089 nucleotides long. NCBI's taxonomy places the organism in Eukaryota, Metazoa, Platyhelminthes, Cestoda, Cyclophyllidea, Hymenolepididae. The record is from the annotation of a GenBank genome assembly.